GCAUGCUAGCUAGAGCGCUUCCUUCAAAACAUACACAAGACAGGUGUGUCAGGAUGGAGGAGGAAUUAAAAUGUCCUCGGUGUUCGGGAUUUUUCUGUGAUCCUCUAGUGCUUCCGUGCUCCCAUUCUUUGUGUACAGGAUGUGCAGAAAAGAUUCAGGAACCGUCACAGAAUUUUAUUUCCCAACUUGAGGAUCCUACUACACCUGUCAUAGCCGAUUCGGAAACGAAAGACUUUCCCGACAUUGACAAAGUUAGCCUUGUUAGUGAAACGGACAGUGGAGUUGUCUGUAAUAGUAGGCCUAACAGUUAUGUCGGGACAGCCAGCAUAUCCAACAUAUUCCAGGCAGUGCAGGGAAGUGUAUACGGAAUUAAAUGUCCCGUAUGUAAGAAAAAUGUUUUCUUGGAUGAAAAUGGUCAUCAUUCUUUACCCAAAAAUAAAGUUCUGGAAAUUAUUGUUGACAAGUAUUGUGGUGAUCAUAAUAAAAAGGUCAAUGUUUUUAUUAAAUGUGAAUUAUGUGACCAAGAAAACAAAGCAGCUUCUAUCAUGUGUGAACAAUGUGAAGUAUUUUAUUGUGAAAACUGCAAAAAUAGAUGUCAUCCAUCACGUGGAUCUCUAGCAAAGCACAACCUGGUAGAUCCAGUACAAGGAAAAGCAAUAAUUCGUGCCAAAAAUAAAGGGAAAGAGGCAAAAUGUCGAGAACAUGUGGAAGAACAUCUUAGUAUGUACUGCUUAGUUUGUAAAACUCCUGUCUGCUAUGUCUGUCAUCAAGAGGGCCGUCAUGUGAAUCAUGAGGUUCAAGCCCUAGGGGCCAUGUCCAAAUCUCACAAGACGGAAUUAUCACAAACAUUACAAGCCCUAUCAGAACGAGCCAAAGCUGGGACAGAGUUCAUACAACAUAUUCGAGGGAUGUCUGAAAGAGUCCACGGUAACUCUGUGGACUUUGAGGCAGUAGUGGUGGCGCAAUGUGAUGCUCUGAUCGAGGCCAUAAAGUACCGCAAGCAGGAGCUCAUCGAAAGUGUGGCCCAGGAAAAGGACCUGAAGACCCGCGUACUAAAGGACCAGGUGUCUCACUGCACGAGUCUGCUGCAGCGUACCACAGGACUACUACACUUCUGUAUUGAGGUCCUCAAAGAGAGUGAUGCAGCCUCAUUCCUCCAGGUAUCCAGUGGCCUGCUGAGCAGAGUGUCUGUUGCCGACCAAAACUUCAACAAAGAGAUGGAGUUUGUCCCUAGAAUUUCGCCAGAGUUUGAGCUCACCCUUGACAACAAGUCUGUUCUACAUGCCAUACAAACUAUGAACUUCUUCCAAAUGAAAGAGGGUGUCGUCGCGCCUAACAAACCUAUGAUCCUCCCGGGGAGCUGUAGUGCUGAGAACAACAGUGUGACCAUCGCCUGGCAACCACACAUUGGCAAUGUCGUGGAGAACUACUCCCUAGAACUGGACGAUGGCAACGGAGGCGACUUUAGGGUAGUGUAUGUUGGAAGAGAGACAAUUUGCACUGUCGAUGGUCUCCACUUCAACAGUACGUACUUUGCCCGUGUGAAGGCUAGCAACCAUGCUGGUGACAGUGACUACAGCGAGCCAAUCAGCUUACAGACAGCAGAAGUUGCCUGGUUCCAGUUUGAUCCGUCUGCCUCCCAUCCAGACAUCAUCUUCUCAAACGAGAACUUGACUGCCACUUGUAACAGUUUUGACCACCGUGUCAUCCUGGGAAGUACAGGAUUCUCAAAAGGUGUCCACUAUUGGGAGAUUGUUAUAGAUCGCUAUGACAACCACACAGAUCCAGCUGUCGGCAUCGCACGAUUUGACAUUGACAAAAUGAUGAUGCUUGGGAAGGAUGACAAGGGCUGGGGUAUGUACAUCGAUGACAGUCGAAGCUGGUUCAUGCACCAGGACAGUCACAGUGACCGAACAGAGGGCGGAAUCAAGUGUGGUAGUGUUAUUGGGGUCUUACUCGACCUUGACAAACGCAUGCUCAGUUACUACGUAGACGAGGAACCUCACGGACCAAUUGCCUUUACCAACCUCCUCGGAGUCUUCUUCCCCGCCAUCAGCAUCAACAGGAAUGUGCAGGUGACACUUCGGACCGGCAUUGAACCCCCAGUCGAGAGCGACCAUGAAGACGAUUCCACUUAGGUCAUCAAGAAUCUCAAAAAUCUCCGAUCUCCAUCAAAAAUUCCUGUUCUGAAUCAUGAAUUCUUCUGUUGGCCACAUCAAAACCAGUAUUUGCCAAUGUAUCAAAAUUAAUGAGGUUUAAGACAGUGAAAUACAUCUAUGUAUGAACAAUGAAAUCCUCAGAAUUCUGUGAAGGAUGAUUAUAUUCAAGUUCUGUGUGUCCAAGAAUUCUGCAUGAAUCCAUGUACCGCUGUUCACUACUGGUUUUUUCAGUUCAUACAGAAAGACAUUGAAUUGUCUAAAUUUACAACUCUGCCAAAAAGCUGUGCAUUAAACAGAUGACCAAAAAAAUAAUGAAGCAGUUUGUGUUUGUGAAUUUAAUGGCAUUUAUUGGUUGUCAUAUUUAGUGCUUUGUUAUAAAAAAAAAAGUUCUAUGUGUAUCAUUCAGUUAAGGGGAGGUAACUGCAAUAAAGAUGGUGUGUUAGUUCUACUGCUGAUGGCAGUAGGUUGAGUGUUAGUGUAGCAGUCAACACAUUGUAUAGAUCACAAUGUGGGUGGCCAUUGUCUUUGCAGUAUUAGAAAUAUUCAUCACUAUGCAAAGGUUUACAUUCAGCAUUCAUGUACAUUAUUAACGAAACCAAAAUCGUUUCCUUUUUCUAGUCAGUAUUUUUUUUUUAAAUUUUUUUUUAGUCUUUUUGAAAUCCUCAUAUAUAGAUCUUGUAACGAUUGUUAAUUUUAUUUGAUACCUUGUUUUACUUUACUUGAACAUUUUAUAACCUACAUUAUCUUAUCAAGUCUAUUAAUUAACUAAUGAGAACAUUUGUGUUAAUGUUGAUGUGUUAUACAAUCCAAUCAUGUGUCUAUUGUCAAAACAAAAACCAAUAAUUCACCUUUAUGUUUUAAAAUAGGAUAUGAUUUGAUAUCAAGAUAUUAGAGUUCCAAUUUUUGUGAAAAAAAAAAUGCUUGGGAUUUGUUUCAACUUACCAAUACAUUCUGCUAAGAUAUGUUUGUCUUAUUUUGUUUUACUGUAAAAAUCAAAAAUCAAUUAUACAGUGAAGUUUUAUAUGAAUUUUAACAUGGAUUCAUAUAAAAUAUUUAUAUUAAUACAUAAAUGUUUAAUACAAGCAAGAAAGACAUUGUUAUAUAGUUUUUUGUACAUGUUGAAUGAUAAGGAAAAUACCUGCUAUAAAAAUGGCUUUAUCAGUUCUGUGAGAAUGGUAGCUUGUAACUGAUUCACUCUCUAAGUAAGAUAAAUUAUAUUUUUGUAGCUCUUGGCCAUAUAGAAAAUUCAUGUGGCUACAAAAAUAUACUUGCUUUAUUUGGUUGGUAUUAUUAAACUUUUUUUUUCAAAUACGACUGGCUUGUGGUACCAUAUAUUUGAUAAAUGCUUUUUUUUUUUUAAAUAAGAAGGAAUCUUGUAAUGAAAUGUUCUAUUUUACUGUAAUUUUGAAGAAGAAAAAAAAGAGGUUGUGAUUGAUAAAUCAAGAUUUUAUUUUAAUUUCAAUAUUAUCAAGAAAUAUUUUAAUAAUAGAGCAUUUCUGACUUUAAUUUUGUACAUAUGUGUUUAUUUAUUUUUUGAUCCAUAGUUUGGUUUGAUGAUAAUAUAAUCAUGCAUUAUAUGGUAAUGUAAUCAUACAUUAUAAUGCCCAUAAGUUCUUCAUGUUUUUCACUUCAUCAUAUAAUUAAUUUGACAACUGCAGUUUGUGGGGAAGUACAAGGGGAGAUAACUGCUGUGUGGUAGACAGUCUUGUACAUACAACAACCACAAAUAUUAGAUAAUAAAACUAUAAAACACA
Molecule: messenger RNA, 3913 nt
Organism: Pecten maximus
Lineage: Eukaryota; Metazoa; Mollusca; Bivalvia; Pectinida; Pectinidae
Product: E3 ubiquitin-protein ligase TRIM9-like
Exons: 9
Coding region: 3-2138 (711 amino acids)
Molecular function (GO): zinc ion binding; protein binding
Source: RefSeq, a predicted model, not a curated record